Molecule: messenger RNA, 369 nt
Organism: Dichomitus squalens LYAD-421 SS1
Lineage: Eukaryota; Fungi; Basidiomycota; Agaricomycetes; Polyporales; Polyporaceae
Product: histone-fold-containing protein
Exons: 4
Biological process (GO): positive regulation of transcription by RNA polymerase II; transcription by RNA polymerase II; negative regulation of transcription by RNA polymerase II
Cellular component (GO): negative cofactor 2 complex; nucleus
Molecular function (GO): transcription corepressor activity; protein heterodimerization activity; transcription coactivator activity
Source: RefSeq, a predicted model, not a curated record
AUGAAGAACAAGAACAAGUCGACCAAAUUCCCCGUCGCGCGGAUCAAGCGCAUCAUGCAGAAGGACGAGGAGGUUGGCAAGGUUGCCCAGGCCACUCCCGUUGUCAUAUGUAUGUCUUGUUCUGCUCCCCUCUUUACGCCGAAGGCAUUGGAACUGUUCCUGGCGAUGAUCGUGGAGGAGUCCAGCAACGUUACUGUCGAGCGCGGGUCGAAGCGCGUUGAGGCAUACCAUCUAAAGCACGCGAUCGAGACGGUGGACAUGCUCGACUUCCUCAAGGAGAUCGUCGAGGCCGUCCCGGACCCGUCUGCGGGGGGCACGAUCGACGUCGAGGCGGAGAACGCAGAGGCGCGGGCGAAGAAGCGCGGCAAG